CGGCGCGGAGCGGCGGGCGGCGCCGGGCAUGCGGGCGGCCGCGGUAGCGGUAGCGGGCCGGGAGGUGGGAUGCUGUCGCGGAAGAAGACGCGCACGGAGCUCUCCAAGCCGGGCGAGGUGCAGGGCAAGUACGUGAAGAAGGAGACCAGCCCGCUGCUCCGCAAUCUGAUGCCUUCGUUUAUCCGCCAUGGUCCAACCAUUCCAAGACGAACUGAUAUCUGUCCUCCUGACUCAAGUUCUUCUGCCUAUGUUCCUGGUGGAGAUGGAAUUGUCUCCAGAAACCAGAGUUUCCUUAGAACUCCAGUUCAGAGGCCACCUCAUGAAAUAAUGAGACGUGAAAGCAACAGAUUGUCUGCACCUUCCUAUCUUGCAAGAAGUUUAGCUGAUGUCCCUAGAGAAUAUGGCUCUUCCUCCCAGUCUUUUUUAACAGAAGCUAAUUCUGCUAUGGAAAAUGGAGAUGCUGGUGCCCGUUGUUAUUUUUAUGAUCAUUUUUAUGAUGCCCAGAGGAGACGUCAGUUAAAUGAUCGUGUACAUGAGGACUACAGGUAUUAUGAACACAACAGUGAUCUUUUCCAGAGGAUGUCACAGAAUCAUGGGAGGCACACUUCAGGCAUUGGGAGAGUUGCUGCUACAUCUCUAGGAAAUUUAACAAAUCAUAAUUCUGAAGAUUUACCUCUUCCUCCUGGCUGGUCAGUGGACUGGACUAUUAGAGGAAGGAAAUACUAUAUAGAUCAUAACACUAAUACAACUCAUUGGAGCCAUCCACUCGAGCGUGAGGGGCUGCCUCCAGGGUGGGAGAGAGUUGAGUCAGCAGAAUUUGGAGUGUAUUAUGUAGAUCACAUCAAUAAAAGAGCUCAGUACAAACAUCCUUGUGCUCCCAGUGUUCCCCGUUAUGACCAGCCUCCCCCAGUGACUUAUCAGCCGCAGCAAGCUGAGAGAAGCCAGCCUCUCCUUGUCCCUGCAAAUCCCUACCACACUGCAGAAAUUCCAGACUGGUUGCAGGUCUAUGCUAGGGCUCCUGUAAAAUACGAUCACAUUCUGAAGUGGGAACUCUUCCAGCUAGCGGACCUGGAUACGUACCAGGGAAUGUUGAAGCUGCUCUUUAUGAAAGAACUGGAACGAAUUGUUAAGCUGUAUGAAGCAUACAGGCAGGCCCUUCUCACUGAGCUGGAGAAUCGCAAGCAAAGACAGCAGUGGUAUGCCCAGCAGCACGGCAAGAAUUUUUAAGCUAACAACUUUUUUUUUAAUAGACUUUUAUGAGGACACUAAGAGCUUUAAAAGGUUUUCAUACUUAAAACUAUGAACAAGUGCUUUGGUUGAAGAGGCAGCUUAUUUUUGUUGAUGUUGCACCUUUGUUAUUAUCCUCUUGAAUAUUUUUCUACAUGUAUUAUGUAUUGUUUAUAAAAAUGAAAAAUGUUUGUUAAUCUUUUUUUCCAUAUGAAAACUAGUUUAUUAUUCUGAAAACCAGCGUGGAGUUUAAUCAGAGACUUGAUUCUGUUUUCUUCUUCUAGCAGUCAGCUGUAUUAUUAAGAAGCUGAGUAUAUAUUUUUAAAUGGCAGUAGAUGCAAUUAUAUUAAGUGUCCAGGAUGCAAAACAUUGUUAAAAUCCAAAUUAAUAAUUCAGUUUAUUUUCCUUGGGAUUUUGUAUCCCUCUCUCCAGAGGUCUGUUCUUUGUUUACAGCUUUAAUGUACAGAACACUGAUACUGUUACUUUUCAAUAACAACUAGUACUAUAACCAUACAGAAGCAGAUUUGAUCAAAUCUGAGCAAAAUGCUUCAUGUAAGUGAAGUAUGAGUUGCCUUAUUUUUUACUUUGUUUAAUGCAUUAUUACUUUAGAUUUACUACUAGUUUUCACAGAAAUUAGCCAGAGGGCAAAAUACUCGUACCUUCUUAAAGACCAAGAUUUCUAAGUGAACUUUUCCUAGGUUUUAAAUGCUGAGUAAACUGCAUUUUAUGAAACCUGGUCACAUGGGAUCGUAAUAGAAUUGUCUAACCAACUUACCAACCAGCUGUACCUUACCAUGGGAAAAAAAAUCAGGGAUGUAACAGCAAUUUUUUUUUUACUGAGCUUUGUCUUGUAAUAAAGUUUCCUUACAUGGGAAAAUUUUUAAUUGUACUGUUACCCUCUCCAACAUUUUCAUUUGGUUCAUUGAAUGUCCUGAAAUGUUAUUUAUGGAUUCCUUUUAGUGCAAUAAACAUUGUUGCAGACAAAAAAUACAUUUCUUGUAAAUCCUAUUAAUCAAUAAAAAU
This is a messenger RNA of Rhea pennata, 2250 nucleotides long. RefSeq names its product salvador family WW domain containing protein 1 (gene SAV1). The transcript is spliced from 5 exons. The coding region runs from base 70 to 1227 and encodes 385 amino acids. NCBI's taxonomy places the organism in Eukaryota, Metazoa, Chordata, Aves, Rheiformes, Rheidae. The record is from RefSeq and is a predicted model, not a curated record. Gene Ontology annotation, molecular function: protein binding; molecular adaptor activity. Gene Ontology annotation, biological process: hippo signaling; apoptotic process; positive regulation of apoptotic process. Gene Ontology annotation, cellular component: cytosol.